UCAACAUCAUUGGCAAUGAUGGCGGAUGCUACUCAAGCAUUUUGAGUUAUCGUUUGUGACGAAGCCUCAAACAACCGUUAAACCCAACACUUAGUCCAAAAGCAAUAAACUCAAUUGAUUACAAUUUAUAGAGCUCCAAAUCAACACGUCUUGAUAAAUCGAUUACCAUGAUAUGUACUAUUUAUGAGCUCACUAAUCAGGUCUGCGAGGCACACAUUUUCGAUUGGUUGAUCGGAGUAAGGUUGAAAAACGUUUAACAAGUGCGUGUCCAGAUAGUUAUUUACAUAUUUCUUUAAUAGCAAAAGAGAUAUUUUAAAGAAAUAAUGACGGUCUUCCUUGCCUUUGUACUGCUUGCAAUAACCACAUCUGGCUUAUCUGCACCAUUGAGUCAAUAUAUAGAGGAAGAUCCCGAACUGAUAGCCGGCUAUUUUCAAGGGGAUAUUGUAUUAGCUCCUUCACAACGAAAUGGAGUACGUAACGAAACUCUACGCUGGCCAAAUAAUACCGUAUACUACAAGAUCAACGAUGGGUUUUUCGAUGAGGAGCAUAGGAAUCAUAUCCUACGAGGCAUUGAAAUCUUAGAAAGCCUUUCGUGUAUACGCUUUCAAGAAGCCACAGCAGAGCAGACAUAUUACGUCAACAUCACUGGCAAUGAUGGCGGUUGCUACUCAAGCAUUGGUUGGUUGAAUGGCAUUCAAUAUUAUAAUCUUCAACAUUAUCCUCUUGAUACGGGCUGCUUCCGUCUCGGCACAAUUGUACAUGAAUUCCUGCAUACACUUGGCUUCUUUCACAUGCAGAGCGCUGCAAAUCGUGAUGAAUACGUACGUAUCGAUUUCGACAACAUACAAGAGGGUAUGGAGUUUAACUUCGAGAAAUAUGACGAGGACUAUAUAGAUGAUUACGAGGAGGAAUACGACUAUGGAAGUAUAUUACACUAUCACGAAUAUGCAUUCUCAGUGAAUGGCGAAAAAACUAUUAUACCAUUGAAAGACGAAGGGGCUGUAAUAGGUCAACGACGGGGCAUGAGCAACAGUGAUAUCAAUAAAUUGAAUACAAUGUAUCGCUGUCCAAUAAAGGUUUAGUGAGAAACGUUCUUUGAAUGAUUAAAAAGGUGUUAUUUGUAAUUGGCCAAAGUGCAAUG
Molecule: messenger RNA, 1141 nt
Organism: Rhagoletis pomonella (apple maggot)
Lineage: Eukaryota; Metazoa; Arthropoda; Insecta; Diptera; Tephritidae
Product: seminal metalloprotease 1-like
Exons: 2
Coding region: 324-1082 (252 amino acids)
Biological process (GO): proteolysis
Molecular function (GO): metalloendopeptidase activity; zinc ion binding
Source: RefSeq, a predicted model, not a curated record